This is a messenger RNA of Cladocopium goreaui, 225 nucleotides long. The record is from the annotation of a GenBank genome assembly. Lineage: Eukaryota; Dinophyceae; Suessiales; Symbiodiniaceae.
AUGGCUUUGAUGGACCAUUUGAAGUCCCUAGACUCCGAACGACAAAAAGCUCAGCGCUAUGCCCGAGAGUUGCACCUCGAUUUGGUGAGAUGGCACAAGGAGUUCGAAGAGGGGCAUUCUUUCACUGGUCAUAGUCACUAUGGUCUGUUUGGUGCUCAGCAUAGGUGCCGCCUCAUUGAUGGAUGUGCGAAAGCCACUCCUGAGCAGCAUCGACACUUUGCGAGG